AUGAACUCGAAGAACCUGAAGAAUUUUUUGAAGUCUUCUUUGAACGAGAUCUUCAGAGCUACUGUGGAUAAUAUCCAGGACUCUGUGGAUCAGACCCUGGCUAAGUACCAAGGAGAGAUUCGGAGGAUCAACACAGAGAUCGAGACUCUGAAGAAGAGACUGCAAGCACAAGAGUCUGUACAAUGUAAACUAGAAGCCGUUUCAGUAAUAAACUCUAAGACCCUGAAGACUUUCCUAGAGUCUUCUUUGAGCGAGAUCUUCAGAACUACUGUGGACAAUAUCCUGGACUCUGUUGAUCAGACCCUGGAUGAGUACCAAGGAGAGGUUCGAAGAAUCGCCACAGAGAAUGAGACUCUCAGGAAGAGACUGCAAGUACAAGAGACUGUACAGUGUAAACUGGAUUCAGUCGCAAUAAUGAACUCGAAGAACCUGAAGACUUUCCUAGAGUCUUCUUUGAACGAGAUCUUCAGAGCUACUGUGGAUAAUAUCCAGGACUCUGUGGAUCAGACCCUGGCUAAGUACCAAGGAGAGAUUCGCAGGAUCAACACAGAGAUCGAGACUCUGAGGAAGAAACUGCAAGGACAAGAGUCUGUACAAUGUAAACUAGAAGCCGUUUCAAUAAUGAACUUGAAGAACCUGAAGACCUUCCUAGAGUCUUCUUUGAACGAGAUCUUCAGAGCUACUGUGGAUAAUGUCCUGGACUCUGUUGAUCAGACCCUGACUAAGCUCCAAGGAGAAAUUUGGAGAAUCACCACACAGAACGAGAGUCUCAAGAAGAGACUGGAGUCAGGGCAGAAGAUCGUUGCUGGUUCGGACUUACCGAGCCAGACUUUGCAUCCUCAAGCUGAUGGGUCCAGACUUGUGAGUGGUCAAAGUAAGAACCUUAAGAGACAGAUGGGAGAUCAGAUCAGUACACCAUCAAACUCCAGACCAAAAUUAUUGAAAUCAAGCCACUUUUCACCCAGGAAUGAAACCGUCCUAGUAACUAAAGACGUUUCGGUUAACACCGUACCGUCUGUUAAGAUCGACCCUGAGGAUGACACUGGGUCUGACGGUGAACUCUCGAAGCAUCGGUCGGUUGAUUUCAGAACUAUUAAAGCCGAGGGCCCGGAAGACAGUGUUUCAGAAUGUACCAUAGAUAGUGAUGGUGAGGUUCAAGUAACCAUGGUGUCUAAGAAGCACGUGAGCAGAACUAAGAGUGACGAUGAGGGCAGUGAUGUGGAGCAUUAUGAAGCAGAGAAAUCAGGACUCACCAUAUCUGAGGAAGAUCCAGCUCAUGAUGCCAUCCCCGAAGACAGUUUUGAAGAUGACAGUUUGCCUGUAGAGGCACACCAGGGCUUUUUGGGAGCGUUCCAAUCAACACAGAUGUCCAAAAUAACACCGCUGAACCAAGGCAAAGUCUACCACUGUGCCCUGUGCGAUAAGAGAUAUGGCAGCACGACGGCACUCAACAACCACAUGAAGACUCAUAACUCGGAGAGGGAGCACAUCUGCGGUUACUGCGGCAAAGGCUUUAGCCGGAUCGACCUCUUGAAGAGCCAUGAACGCACCCAUACAGGUGAGAAACCGUACGCCUGUAACCUGUGCGACAAGAGUUACGGCCAUCAGGGUCAGCUUCGGAUCCAUAAACGAACCCACACUGGCGAGAAACCCUACGCUUGCCCACACUGCGAGAAACGCUUCACUGAGCACAACCAGCUCAAAGUGCAUCUCCGAACUCACACUGGCGAGCGCCCGUAUUCCUGCAGCGUGUGCACCAAGACCUUCGCCAGCGCCGGCAACCUGAGGAUCCACCUCCGGAUUCAUAGCGGAGAGAAGCCGUACUGUUGUGGGCAAUGCGACAAGAGGUUCAACAGUCUGGGCGACCUCAAAACGCACCAGCGCAUUCACACCGGGGAGCGGCCGUACCACUGCGACCUGUGUAAAAAGACGUUCAGCCAGGCCGGGCACCUGAGCAUUCACAUGCGCAUGCACACCGGGGAGAGGCCGUACAUGUGCGGCAUAUGCGCUCGGACCUUUACCGUGGCCAGCAGCCUCAAGCUUCAUCAGCUCACUCACACUGGAGAAAAGCUGCACACGUGUCCACACUGCGACAAGAGCUUCAGCAGGGCCAGCCACCUCAAGAGGCAUGAGCACGUCCAUGCCAAGGAGGUCAAUGCGGCGAAGGGGCCAAAUGAGUCUUCCCCUAAAAAGGACCAAGAGAUUCACAGUGUAGAUGAAGUACAAGUAUAAGAAUAGUGAAUCUGAACAUGGUAGUUGUUACAGUGAAGGUGUUUACGUGUACCGAUAUUCCAGAUAUUACCAAAUUUUGCCAGUUGUGACUUUCUUAACAUCUGUCAGUGCUCAACAUUGAUUUUAAACUGGGGGUCUCCAUCCUCCUUUAUUACUGUAGUUUUAAGCUAGAAACGUAGAGUUGA
Trichomycterus rosablanca is the source of this 2417-nucleotide messenger RNA. RefSeq names its product zinc finger and SCAN domain-containing protein 12. Lineage: Eukaryota; Metazoa; Chordata; Actinopteri; Siluriformes; Trichomycteridae. Gene Ontology annotation, biological process: regulation of transcription by RNA polymerase II. Gene Ontology annotation, molecular function: DNA-binding transcription factor activity, RNA polymerase II-specific; RNA polymerase II cis-regulatory region sequence-specific DNA binding. The coding region runs from base 1 to 2232 and encodes 743 amino acids. The transcript is spliced from 5 exons. The record is from RefSeq and is a predicted model, not a curated record.